Molecule: messenger RNA, 3784 nt
Organism: Striga asiatica
Lineage: Eukaryota; Viridiplantae; Streptophyta; Magnoliopsida; Lamiales; Orobanchaceae
Source: the annotation of a GenBank genome assembly
AACACACACACACUUUUACGUUUCUUUCUCUUCAACUUAUUAAACCAACGCCCCUUCUUUUUUCUUCUUUUUCUGCAAAUUCAUCACAGCAACACACUAUCACUCAUUCGCUUUGGAAUAAAUUCUGAAAUUUUAAGGCUUGAUUUCAAUUUAUGCACAAACAAAGAAGUUUCAAACCCACAGCCCCAUAAUCCUAAAUUCCAACUCCUAAAAUUUCCAAUCGACUGAAGGAGAAAGGAAGGAUGACCAAUUCAAGUUUCCCGACUGAACCGGGCGUGUCGCAACCGAAAAUGGGGUUUGUUCAUUCCGGCUUGGGAACUGACUAAUUUUAAUCGAGACAAGUUGAAGGGCGAUGAGUGGCAAUGAAUUCCGUUUCUUCCUUUCAUGCGACAUUAAUCUGCCCCUCACCUUCAAAAUCGAGAGAUUGGAAGGGAAACUGUCUCCGUUGAAGCCUCCAGACUCAGAUGAUAGCGACUGUAUAGAGGAGAGGAAACCGGAGUUGUACGUCGAGUGCUUGUUAUACGUUGAUGGCGCGCCAUUCGGGCUUCCCAUGAGAACGAGGUUGGAAUCCGUUGGACCGUCAUAUUGUUGGAAUGAACUUGUUACUCUGAGUACCAAAUAUCGUGAUUUGACUGCAAAUUCACAACUUGCCCUAACGGUCUAUGAUGUUUCGUGUGGGAAAAAUGAGGAAGUGGUUGGUGGGGCGACAAUUCAUCUGUUUAACAUGAAGAAACAGCUCAAGACUGGGAAGCAUAAGCUCAGACUUUGGGCGGGUAAAGAAGCAGAUGGCUCUAUAAACACAACAACACCAGGAAAAUAUGAGAGAGGACAAAUUCAAAGAGUUGACUGGCUGGACCGGCUUGCAUUUAAAGCCAUGGAGAAAAUCAAGGAACGCGAAAGCAUAAAAAAGGGGGGUUCCCAUUUGUACGUUGUCGUUGAUUUCUGCAGCUUUGAACAUCGAGUGGUCUUCCAGGAAGCCAAGCAGGCACUAGAACUCAUGGGCAAGUGGGAGACAAUCGAUGUCUGUGAUGCAUUGGAGCUUCUAUCUCCAGUUUUUGAGAGUGAAGAGUUUUUUGAGCAAUUGUGGAUCAUUCAUAUUGUAUCUGGAUCUUCAAAAUGCUAUCAACCUGGACAGGUCCGUGCAUAUGCCGUGAGUGUUCUUGAAAGGGCUGAUGAUGAAGAGCUCCAGUGCUACUUACUUCAGUUAGUUCAAGCUCUUCGGUUUGAACGUUCUGACAAGUCUCGCCUUAGUCAAUUCCUUGUUCAACGCUCAUUAUGUAAUAUUGACUUGGCUAGCUUUCUACGGUGGUAUGUGGCGGUGGAGCUCCAUGAUCCUGUUUAUGCAAGACGGUUUUAUAGCACCUACGAGUGCUUGGAAGAAAGUAUGUUAAAGCUUGGGUCUUCAGCAAAUGGUGAUGAAGAUGGUUUUAAGCUUUGGCAAAGUCUUGUGCGUCAAACCGAGUUGACUGCACAGUUGUGUUCCAUCAUGAGAGAGGUGAGAAAUGUAAGGGGUGGAACCCAGAAGAAGAUUGAAAAGCUUCGGCAGCUUCUAUCUGGGCUUCAUAGCGAGCUAACGUACUUCGAUGAGCCAACACGAUCUCCUCUGGCACCAAGGGUCCUUAUAACCGGGAUCAUACCAUCAGAAUCAUCAAUCUUCAAAAGUGCUUUGAAUCCCUUGCGUCUAGCUUUACGAACAGCAAGUGGAGGAAGCUGCAAGAUCAUAUUUAAGAAGGGUGAUGACCUUAGACAAGACCAGUUGGUUAUUCAAAUGGUAUCGUUGAUGGAUAGAUUGCUCAAAUUGGAGAAUCUAGAUCUUCAUUUGACUCCUUACAGAGUAUUAGCAACAGGGCAUGAUGAAGGCAUGAUGGAAUUCAUUCCAUCCAAAUCAUUGGCACAGAUUCUAUCAGAACAUCGAAGUAUUACAAGCUAUCUGCAAAAAUUUCACCCAGAUGAAGAUGGGCAUUUUGGAAUUACAGCGACCUGUCUGGAAACAUUCAUAAAAAGCUGUGCUGGUUAUUCAGUUAUCACAUAUAUAUUGGGCAUUGGUGACAGGCAUCUUGAUAAUUUGCUACUACAAGAUGAUGGCCGCCUUUUUCAUGUUGAUUUCGGGUUUAUACUCGGCCGGGAUCCAAAGCCAUUCCCACCUCCUAUGAAACUUUGUAAAGAAAUGGUCGAAGCUAUGGGUGGAGCUGAAAGUCAGUACUACACGAGGUUCAAAUCCUACUGCUGUGAAGCAUACAAUAUUCUUAGGAAGUCGAGUAACCUAAUAUUAAAUCUCUUUCACUUGAUGGCGGGUUCAAACAUUCCCGAUAUUGCUUCUGAUCCUGAGAAAGGCAUUCUUAAGGUGAAAAUCUCCAUUAAUUCUGUACUUCUGUUGGGAUUUGUUCUACCCUACAAGAAAAGUUUCGGUUGGACUUGGACGAUGAGGAGUCAAUACAUUUUUUCCAGGAUCUUAUCAACGAAAGUGUUAGUGCAUUAUUCCCACAAAUGGUGGAAACUAUCCACCGUUGGGCUCAAUAUUGGCGCUGAUCUAACCCCAAAUUGCACUUCUUGGAGACACCUCAGGUGAAAACUACCCCUGCACCUGAGUUUGCCGUAAUUAUAAAAUUAAAUGAAAGAGAAAACAAGAAGAAAUCAGUUAUCUUCUAUAAUUACUUAUACCCUGUUAAGAUAUUAAAUUGCAUAGAUCACGCUGUGGGAAAGAAAAUGGGUAAAAAAUAUUGGAGAAAGAUAUUUGUAAAUGUAGUAUUUUCUGUAGCAAUCGUUUCCUAACGACUGAAAUCGGAAAGUAAAACGAUUCUGGAUAACUUUGUUCCUCAUAUCCAUGCACAUUGAUACUCACGUUUUGGUCCUCCCCGGAUAAUGUUGCAAUUCUUUUCUGGUUUUCUCAAAUAUUACCUGUUUUUCUAGGAGUUAAUGUACAACUAAGCUUAUUAUAAAAUGUAUAAGUAAGCAAAGUUUUUAUCUUUCAGUAUGUUUAUCUGCUCCUGAAUGAUUGACUAGUGUGUUGACGUAUUGUAACUUCACUAGUCGAACAUAAAAUCAACUUAUUUUUGUAUGUUCCAGUUUCUUUAUUAACUUCCACUUAUUUGAUUGUGGGAAAGAAAAGCAAUGAGUUAAUGCUGCCUAACGUUUUUGUACAAUAUGAAUAAAUGUUAUCUUCUAUCUUCCUAUGUCAUGUUCUUAUUUCUUUCUUCUCAUCUAAGGCAGUAGUUUCCAGUGGUGCUGCAGUUGAAUGACACUCAGUAGACAUUUGGAUGGGCCAAUGCAGAAGAAAAGAAUAUGUCAUUUAUAUGCAACAUUGUAUAUGUAUAAUUUGCAUCUUAACUCUUAGCAUCAAUUUGAAUUUAAUGCUGUGAGUAAAUUAAGUAAUUCAUAUAAGCUAAGAUGUACUUUUCACUUGUGUGUGGAUUUGGCAGAUUGGCUUGAUGUGUUAUUGGGUGGAUUUGUGCAAACUGCCUACAUUUGGUGAAAUGGCUUUUCACCGUUGGAUGCAUGGGUUCAUGUGUGUAUAUGAUGUGAUCCUACGGUGAAAAAUCAGGCGUGUGCAUAUGGUCGGUUUUAGAUAGGUUGCAGGUGGACUUGGGUUAAUUUUAUUAAAACAAUUGUUUAUAUUACCAAUUGUUUAUAUUAUAGAAUGGCAACUAAACAUACUCUUUCUUUAGAGUAAUGCUAUUUAGCUUACUUGGAUUACAACUCAAGUGUAAAUGUAUUAUCAAAAAGUUAAAAAAUAAUGCAUUUACACUUGAGUUGUAACUUAAGUUAUCAUUCAAGUUGGCACUCU